This is a messenger RNA of Trichoderma atroviride IMI 206040, 2274 nucleotides long. RefSeq lists its product as uncharacterized. Gene Ontology annotation, cellular component: autophagosome; cytosol; membrane. Gene Ontology annotation, biological process: peptidyl-serine phosphorylation; protein autophosphorylation; autophagosome assembly. Gene Ontology annotation, molecular function: protein serine/threonine kinase activity; ATP binding. Lineage: Eukaryota; Fungi; Ascomycota; Sordariomycetes; Hypocreales; Hypocreaceae. The record is from RefSeq and is a predicted model, not a curated record.
AUGUCUCUGUUUGUGAAAAGUCUAAGUCAACUAUUAAACAAAGACAAAUCGCUCAAUCCUUCUUUGUCCAAACAGCCUGACCCAUGGCCUGCACCCAGACAAGACGCAAGAGAAGCCCUGGCGUUUGAAGAUGUAGUAACUCAACUAUUCGCUGAAGCUCCGCCAUCUGAAGAAGCAACUCGGCCAUUUACUGAAUCAUUUAUUGAAUUCGGAACAUUGACCCAUACGGCAGAGGAGCCAGCACCUGAAAGCCUUGCAUCUCCUCGGCUCCUCGCUAAAGCGCAGCCAACUGACGACGAGGCGAUCCAGUCUGUUAAUGGCCUAUUCAUAUUACCAGAAGAAGACGGGCAUUUGAAAAAGAUUACUGCGCCGCAAGCGAGGACUCAACCUCUUACUCAACAAUGCGUCCCGGCAGAAGACACAAGUAUUUCAACAGAGGAGUCAAUACGCAAGGAAUUGACAGCUCAACAACGGGCUGAAGCACCGUCACUUCAAGAGUCUGACCAAGAAUCUCAGCCAUUCACUCAACCUUACGUGCUUCUAGUUGAUUCGACUGACACGCCCGAGGCCAUAGAAUCUAUGGAGGCAACUAUACGGAAUAUGAGACCAUCCGACAAGAAAAAAGAGGCCGAGUGCGCUCAAAUUGCCUCUGUACCAUCCGUGCUUUUUAAAUACGGAUAUAGAGCCGAGACAAUCGAGAGUGAGACCAAGAGAGAUGUGGCUGCAAUUCUUCAAUAUACUUACUCCCGCGUGCCUGAUACCCGGCUUAUCAUAUCUCACCGUUCCAAAUAUGUCAAAGGCAGAGAGAUGAGCAGCAGCUCGGCCAUCAUCAGCCCCAAGCAGCCACUCCGCAGCAGAGACACAUUUGGCGUUAUUCAGCGCACGCAAGAUGUGGAUUUCACCAUCGACUUGCUGCAUAGCCACAAUUCUUCUAGGCUCAAUUGCCAAAUCAUCUACCGACCUGACAGCGAUAAUUGUUUCUUGGUCAAUCACACAGGGCAGGACAUGAAUCUUGUGAGCUUGAACUCGGAGGAUCCUUGGAGUGCAUGUGUCGCAAAGGGUUGGUAUACGGUCAUUGUCCCCAGCAUUUUCGAGCUCACUUUAUCAACCCCUAAGAUUGAAGCCAGUGAUGCUUCAUUCUGCGUUGAAAUCAUGCUACUCAAAAAGCAAUUCAACAUCUGCAUUCCAAGGCCGCAUAAUCACGCACCGCAAAAACGGAGUGUUAAUCAUGCUAGAGAUGAGACUACGUCAACAAAGCGACAAAAGCUAAACAAUAGGAAAGCCGAAAGCACCAACUUUCAAUUACAUUUAUCGGCUACUGGCGAUUCAAUCAUCCCAAAAUCUCGUCGUGAUUACGUUGCUCGAAUUGCAGAUCUCAGAGAUGGAGAGACUGCUAUAAUUUCUUCCCUAGCACCUGGUGGAGGUAAAAGCAUUGUGCCCGCUGUUAGAUCUUCAUACCAACUACGGCGGCAUAGUUCAAUUAAUAAAACGGCGUUCUCGCAAGUUUUUACCGCUCGGCACUCUGAAAUAUCAAAAGACUUGGUUGUUAAGACUCCUCGAUCUCAAGAUCCCAUCCAUCUAAUGUUAGCUGUGAAGAUCUGGAAAAGAGAAAAGACUACUCUCGAGAGACUAAAUCAUCCGAAUAUCGUAACACUCAUCGCCUUUGACAGCCGUAUACUCGCACUAUACCUCGAGGAGCUCCCCAAAUCUCUCUUCCGUGGAAGUCUGUCUACAUUCGAGCCACUCAAUGCUUACAAAAUACUGUAUGGCGUUGCAUCUGCCUUGAAAUAUUUAGCCACUCGCCGGAUUGUGCACAAUGAUAUCAAACCCAAGAAUAUUGCUUACUGCCGCAGUCGAGGUGCUGUUCUAUUUGACUUUGGAGCGGCCACGUCGCCUAAAUUUGAACAACCAACAGGUGGAACAGCUUGGUAUAUGCCGCCAGAAUUCAUAGAAACAUCGGCGCGCGGUGCUCCAGGAGAUAUAUGGGCCUUGGGCAUUACAAUGCUUUAUGUGACUGGCAAGAUUCAACAUCCGGAUAGGUCAUCUAAUAACUGGCAUAUCAUCGACACCCGCCAUCAGAUAGAGCCUGCGUACAAAAAGGCGCUUGACUGGCUGCGACUUAUUUCUGACCAAAGAGCGAAACUGGACCAAAAGGAUAAUGUUGAAUCUCUGAUUUACCGAAUGCUCCAACCAGAGCCGAUAUACCGCAUAAAUGCAGCAGCUAUUAUUACCGAGUUACGAUCAGGUACUUUGAAACCCAUUAGACUCGAGUAG